Colletotrichum higginsianum IMI 349063 is the source of this 1479-nucleotide messenger RNA. Its product is annotated as Cytochrome P40 monooxygenase. Bases 1 to 1479 code for a protein of 492 amino acids. The record is from RefSeq and is a predicted model, not a curated record. Gene Ontology annotation, molecular function: heme binding; iron ion binding; oxidoreductase activity, acting on paired donors, with incorporation or reduction of molecular oxygen. Lineage: Eukaryota; Fungi; Ascomycota; Sordariomycetes; Glomerellales; Glomerellaceae. The transcript is spliced from 6 exons.
AUGCUGCCAACCGUGCAGAUCACAGGAUGGGCCUCAUGGCCAGUCCUUGGACUCCUGGGCUUGCUUUUGGCUCUUUACGUUGCGUACAAGUGCGCUUACUUGAUGUUCUUCCAUCCACUAGCGAAAUACCCUGGGCCAAGAGCAGCGGCCAUCUCUGAUCUAUGGUUCACUGCUUCCAUAUCCAGCGGCCGACACCCAUUCAGAAUGAUAGAGCUUCAUCGCAAGUACGGUGAUGUUGUUCGCAUUGGGCCGACUUGGCUUUCCUUCAACACGCCGGAAGCGUAUAUGGACGUGUAUGGAAGGCCAUCUCAGGGCAAAAAGGCAUUUCUCAAGUUCGCGCAGUACGAGCGACCCGGAGACAUCUCCACUACGCGAGACCCCGAGUUGCAUGCGGUCCAGAAAAAAGCCUUGUCGAAAGGGUUUAGUGCCACAGCACUGCGUGACCAAGAGGUUGUUUUGCAGCAGUAUCUUCACACGUUGAUCCAGCAGAUACGCGAUCUUGGAAAGAACGGAGAAGCUGCCGUCAAUGUUGGUGAGGCUCUGAAUUGGUUUACGUUGGACAUCAUCGGCGAUCUUGCAUUUGGCGAGUCUUUUGACUCUCUUUCCAAAGCAUCCAACCACUCGCAAGCACUCAUCACGGACGCUUUGCGCUACAGUGGUGUCGAGUAUCUCCGGCGUCAACGGCCGUACCUUGGAUCCUUGAUUGCUCGGCUCCUGUUUCCGCGUUCUCUGGAAGAGAAACACCUCGAGUACCAGGCGAUAGCCGGUGCAAAGGCUGAAAAGCGCAUUCAACGAGCAGACCUUGACCGACAGGACUUCUUCAGCCAUCUUAUACGGGAUCGUCGUAUCACUAAGAAUGAGUUGAUGGCCACAGCCUGGACCUUGAUCAUGGCUGGCUCUGAGACCACCGCCACCGCUCUCACUGCUACUAUAUUUUACCUGCUUCGCAACCCCGAUUGUUUGCAGAAACUGGCCCAAGAAGUUCGGAUGAGUUUCAACUCUGCGGAACAGAUUAAAGGGGACUCCGUUACCGGGCUUCCAUACCUUAACGGCGUUAUAGAGGAAGGUCUGCGGCUCUUUCCACCUUUAGCCAUUGGCCUGCCGCGUGAGUCGCCAGGCGCUGUGGUCGAUGGUCGGUACAUUCCCGAGGGUACCUGCGUGUCUGUCGAGAACUUAUCGCUGUCCUACGACACGCGCUAUUGGAAUGAUCCAGAGUCGUUCAGGCCCGAAAGGUGGCUGGGCGAUGGCUUUGAAGGCGACUGCAAGCUGGCUCACCACCCUUUCUCCGAGGGUACACGGUCAUGCAUUGGGAAGAACUUGGCCUACCUUGAGAUGCGUGUCUUGCUCGCUAGUCUCGUUUAUCAUUUUGAGUGGGAUCUGGUUUCGGAAAUCGAGGACUGGAACAAGAGCAGCAUGUGCUAUGCCUUAUGGACGAUGCCUGAGCUGCUGGUCAAGUUCCGUCCCCGAGUCGAGGCGUAG